AUGGGGGUUACAAAACUGACAACAAUGGUGGGCUUAGCAUUCUUGGCCACAUUGUUUGUGAUGUUACCUCAAGUUUCUGCUAAAAGAUUCAUGGUGGGUGGAAAUAUGGGGUGGAGAUCUAAUGUUAAUUACACUCUUUGGGCAGGAAAUCAAACAUUUUACUCUGGAGAUUGGCUUUUUUUUGUGUAUGACAGAAACCAGAAUGACGUAUUGGAAGUCAACAAGACCGAUUACGAGAAUUGCAAUGUUGAGCAUCCAAUUCACAACUACACCUUAGGAGCCGGAAGAGAUGUGGUGCCACUCAAUGUUAACCAUGACCGCUACUUCAUUAGUAGCAAAGGCAAUUGCUAUGGUGGCAUGAAAAUUCAUGUACAUCUAGCUUCUUUACAACCACCACCACCACCAUCACGUACCACUCCUGCCAAGAAGAACUUUUUUGCUGAAUUAUACGCAUUUAGGUUUGAAAAUUUUAAACAAGUUUUUGUGAGUAAAGAUUUUAAUAAUCUAUUAUACCCCGUAUUGGUAUUGGCGGAUUUCGGCAAAUCACAUAAGACUGGCAAUGCCUAUAAUGCCGGUCAUAUCCCACAUGUAAAGACAAGUGGCAAAAUGGUUGAUAAUCAUCAUGCCAAGUGUAAACCCGGCAGUACCAUUGCCGGUUUCUGA
Erigeron canadensis is the source of this 663-nucleotide messenger RNA. Its product is annotated as lamin-like protein. Gene Ontology annotation, cellular component: plasma membrane. Bases 1 to 663 code for a protein of 220 amino acids. Lineage: Eukaryota; Viridiplantae; Streptophyta; Magnoliopsida; Asterales; Asteraceae. The record is from RefSeq and is a predicted model, not a curated record. Gene Ontology annotation, molecular function: electron transfer activity. The transcript is spliced from 2 exons.